AAGGCAGUUCACCUCUGCUCCCUAAGGUCUGUUGAGCCCUGAGGAUCUGAAGUCUGGUCUUGUGAAACCCCACCCUCCUCUGGGUGUGUGACUGACGGGGAGCCCCUUGAGUUACACCUCACCUAAGAGGUUCCUGGGAAGAUCUCCAGUACAGGGUCAAAUUUCAGGAGACUUCAAGCCACACAGAAGAGAAAGGCAAAGCAACUCAAACAUAAAGAAAUGAAAUCCCCAAGGAGAACCACACUGUGCUGCAUGAUUAUUGUGAUUUAUUUUUCCCAAGCUACACCAAACUUGAAUUUAGAGUCGAUUGUUCAUCCCUUGAUUCUCCAUGAACAUGAACUAGCGGGGAAGGAGCCACUGAGGCAAAAACGAGCAGUCACCUCAAGCAGUGCUGCACCUGGAGAGUACACCGUUGAUGUUGAGAUCAGUUUUGAAAAUGCCUCCUUCCUGGAGCCUAUCAUAGCUUACUUGAACAGCCUGAGUUUCCCAAUUCAAUGGAACAGCACUGAUCCAGCCACCACCAUUUUAAGCACUGAGGUGACAACAGUCUGCAGACCUACUGAAAAUGAAAUCUGGUGCUCCUGUGAGACAGGCUAUAGGUGGCCUCAGGAAAGAUGUCUCCACAAUCUCACUUGUCAAGAGCAUGACGGUCCCUCUGCAGGGCAUCGCUGCAGUUGCCUUAAAGGACUCCCUCCCAAGGGACCUUUUUGCCAGCUCCAGGGAGCAGAUGUGACACUAAGAAUGUCAGUCAGACUCAAUGUGGGUUUUCAAGAAGACCUCAAGAACUCUUCCUCUGCUCUCUAUAGGUCCUAUAAGACUGACUUGGAAACAGCGUUCUGGAAGGGUUACAGUAUUUUACCAGGCUUCAAAAUGGUGACUGUGACAGGAUUCAGGCCUGGAAGUGUGGUUGUGGCAUAUGAGGUGAAGACUGCAGCACCAUCACCUGAAUUAAUGCGUAAAGCAAAUGAUCAAGUAAUGCAGAACCUUAAUCAAACCUACAAAAUGGACUACAAUUCCUUUCAAGGAGUCACUAGCAAUGAAACUAAGUUCACCAUUGUACCAGAAAUCACUUUUGAAGGAGAUACGGUAACGCUGAUGUGUGAGACCGACAUUUUGUCCUCUAAUGUGUCCUGGCACCACAUUGAAAGGCACUCUGACAUCCAGAACAGCAGCAGAUUCUCCGUCUACACCUUCGUGCUCAACAACAUGACCUCAAUAUCGCGCCUCACCAUUUACAACGUCACUAAGGAGGACUCAGGUGAAUAUAUUUGCAAGCUGACAGUAGAUAUUUUUGAAUAUGAGUCCAGAAAAAAAAUGGAUGUUAUAUCCAUCGGAAUUUUGGCAACUGAAGAAAUGAAGGUGACGUGCAAUAACAACCCUGUAUCUUUGAACUGCUGCAGUGAGAUUAAUGCUAAUUGGAGCAUGAUAGAAUGGAAGCAGGAGGGGAAAAUAAAUAUUCCAGGAAACCCUGAAACAGACAUAGAUUCUGGCUGCAGCAGAUACACCCUCAAGGCCGACGGGACGCAGUGUCCAAGCAGACUGGGUGGAAUGAAGGUCAUCUAUGUGUGUGAGUUCAUCACCGAGCAUGGAGCCAGAGGCAGUAAGAAGAUAGAAGUGACAUUCACCUCCGUGGGAGAUAAUUCCAGCCACACUGGGGAAGUGCACGAGCUCCUAAGGCAUGUGAUGGAAAUGAGUACAGUUCAGAGCACCACCCGGAACAGCCUAGAAACCAGUAAAACCCAGGAGCAGCAAGCCAACAUAACAAUAACCCCGGACCCAAUUUCUGUUUCUGAGGGACAAAACUUUUCCAUAAAGUGCAUCAGUGAUGUGAGUAACUAUGAUGAGGUAUACUGGAACACUUCUGCUGGAAUUAAAAUAUACCCAAAGUUUUAUACCACGAAGAGGUAUGCUGAUGCAGCAGAGUCAGUACUCACAGUGAAGGCCGUGACCCGGGAGUGGAAUGGAACCUAUCAUUGCAUAUUUAGAUAUAAGAACUCAUACAGUGUCGCAACGAAAGACGUGACUGUUUACCCGCUGCCUUUAGAGCCAAACAUCAUGGUUGAUCCCUUGGAAGCCACAGUCCCAUGCAAAGGUUCCCAUCACUUCAAGUGCUGUGUUGAGGAGGAUGAAAACUACAAAGUCACUUUCCGAAUGGAUUCGCUGUCCUUUCUUGCAGAAAAAGAAGUCAAUGGAAAGCAAGUGUGCUACAAAUACAAUUUCAUGGCGAGCUCAGUUUCCUGGUGUCCAAAAAAGCUUGACAUAUUUUGUCACUUUACCAAUGCUGCCAAUAAUUCAGUCCAGAGCCCUUCUAUGAAGCUUAACCUGGUUCCUGGAGAGAAGAUCAUGUGCCAAGAUCCCAUAAUAGGUGUUGGGGAGCCUGGGAAAGUCAUUCAGAAACUGUGCCAGUUCUCAAAUGUUCCCAGCAGCCCUGGAGGUCCCACUGGCGGGAUCAUCACAUACAAAUGUGUAGGCUCCCAGUGGAAGGUGAAGAAGAAUGGCUGCAUCUCUGCCCCAAUAAAUAGUCUGCUCCAGAUGGCCAAGGCUUUGAUCAAGAGCCCUUCUCAGGAUGAGAAGCUCCCGACAUACCUGAAGAAUCUUUCUAUCAGCACCGGCAAGGUGAAACAUGAAGUCAGCGCAUUUCCUGGGAGCCUGGGGGCCAUCAUUAACAUCCUUGAUUUGCUCUCAACAGUUCCAACCCAAGUGAAUUCAGAAAUGAUGAUGCACGUUCUCUCUACGGUUAACACCAUUCUCAGCAAGCCUGUCUUGAGUGCCUGGAAGGUGGUUCAACAGCAACAGACCAACCAGAGCUCCCAGCUACUGGAUUCAGUGGAAAGAUUUUCCCGAGCAUUACGGCCAGAAGAUAACACCCUUUUGUCCAUCAACCAAACUAAUGUGCAGAUGAGGAGCAUGGUAAUAAAACCUGGCCAUCCAAAAGCCUACAAACAGAGCUUUGUUUUCGCAGACUCAGACCUGUGGGGCAAUGUGGCCAUUGAAAACUGCCAAUUGGGAAACUUGCAACGAGAUUCAUCUAUUGUCACUGUGGCUUUUCCAACUCUCAAAACCAUCCUCGCCCAGGAUGUUCAAGGAAAGAAUUUUGCAAACAGCUUAGUGAUGACAACCACCGUCAGCCACAACAUAACCAUGCCAUUCAGCAUUUCGAUGACUUUUAAGAACACCAACCCUUCAGGUGCAAUACCACGAUGUGUCUUCUGGAAUUUCAACCUCGCCAACCACACAGGGGGGUGGGAUACUAGCGGGUGUUAUGUGAACAAAGUCGAUGAGGACAGUGUUUCCUGCAUCUGUGACCACCUAACAUCAUUCUCCAUCCUCAUGUCCCCCGACUCUCCAUACCCUGGUUCUCUCCUGGAAAUACUACUGGAUAUCAUUUCCUACAUUGGGUUGUGCUUUUCCAUAUUGAGCCUGGCCGCCUGUCUGAUCGUAGAAGCUGUGGUGUGGAAAUCAGUGACCAAGAAUCGGACUUCCUCUAUGCGCCACAUCUGCAUAGUGAACAUUGCCGCCUCCCUUCUGCUUGCCGACGUCUGGUUCAUCGUGGCUGCUGCCAUUCAUAAUCAUCAUCACCCACUCAGUGAGGCAGCCUGUGUGGCCGCCACCUUCUUCAUCCACUUCUUCUACCUCAGUGUCUUUUUCUGGAUGCUGACUCUGGGCCUCAUGCUCUUCUACCGCCUGGUUUUCAUCUUGCAUGACACAAGCAAGUCCAUUCAGAAGGCUAUUGCAUUUUCUCUUGGCUAUGGCUGCCCUCUUGUCAUUUCAGUCAUCACGGUGGGGGCCACCCAGCCCCAAGAAGUCUACACAAGGAAGAAUGCCUGCUGGCUCAACUGGGAGGAUACCAAGGCCCUGCUGGCCUUCGUCAUUCCAGCACUGAUCAUCGUGGUGGUGAACAUGACCAUCACGGUUGUGGUCAUUUCCAAGAUUCUGAGACCUUCCAUUGGAGAUAAGCCAAGCAAGCAGGAGAAGAGUAGUCUGUUUCAGAUCAGCAAGAGCAUCGGGGUCCUCACGCCACUCUUGGGGCUCACCUGGGGUUUUGGUCUUGCCACUGUGUUCCAAGGAAGCAAUGCUGUGUUCCAUAUUAUAUUUACUCUCCUCAAUGCCUUUCAGGGGCUAUUCAUUUUACUCUUUGGGUGCCUCUGGGAUCAGAAGGUGCAGGAGGCCUUGCUGAAGAAGUUUUCACUGUCAAGAUGGUCUUCUCAGCACUCAAAGUCAACAUCCCUCGGUUCAUCUACACCAGUAUUUUCUAUGAGUUCUCCAAUAUCAAGAAGAUUUAACAAUUUGUUUGGUAAAACAGGAACGUACAAUGUUUCCACCCCAGAAACAACCAGCUCAUCCUUGGAAAAUACAUCCAGUGCUUACUCGUUGCUCAACUAACAACAGGAAAAUCCCCCCAUAUUUAAAGGACAGCGGAUGCGCUCUGAAAAAAAAUCCUUCCAAAGCCAUGGGUAAACUGUCUUCUCCACAGGCUUCUUGAAGCAGAUGCUGAAGAGACUUUUUCAUUAGGGAAGAAGCUUUCUUUCAUAAAGACGGACUAAAAGUCA
Molecule: messenger RNA, 4550 nt
Organism: Suricata suricatta (meerkat)
Lineage: Eukaryota; Metazoa; Chordata; Mammalia; Carnivora; Herpestidae
Gene: ADGRF5
Product: adhesion G protein-coupled receptor F5
Exons: 22
Coding region: 220-4383 (1387 amino acids)
Biological process (GO): cell surface receptor signaling pathway; G protein-coupled receptor signaling pathway
Cellular component (GO): membrane
Molecular function (GO): G protein-coupled receptor activity
Source: RefSeq, a predicted model, not a curated record